AUGGAGAGCGACAAGAGAAGAACUAAAGAAGACACUUGGAAAUCAGAAGAACUUAAGAAGCAUCUUAAGACAUCACAGUCAGAUAGUCCAAAUGAAGACAAAAAGCACCAUGAAAAGAAACUGCAAAGGGAGAAGGAUAUUUAUGACACAGAUAUUCGUAAAUAUGAUCACAAAGACAGAGGGAAGAGCAAAGAAAGAACAAGAGAAAGAGAGAGAUUUAAAUCUAGUGAAAGAGAGAGGGAAAAGAUGAGAGAGAGGGGAAAAGAACACCACAGAGAACGGGACAGAGAGAGCUACAAGGAUAAAGUUCGAGCAUCAAGUCUAGAGAAGGAAAGGUACAGUGUAAGAAAAGAUAAAGACCAGAAAAAUGAGAGCGAAGUAGAUAAAAAACAUAGGAGUCAUGGGCUAAAACAAAUACAUGUGCAAAAUAAGCUGAAAUCAUCUGAGGGAAGAGAGAAGGAACAUCACAGAAGAAGAGAAAGCAGGCAUCAUUUUGAAGAAGAGAGAACAAGAGGUGACGGUCAAGAAAGAAGACAUAUAGGAAGGAAGGGUGAUGAUAGCGAAAUUAGGACUGACAAAUAUUUAGUAUACAAAGUUGAAGGGAGUGGACAUGGUCACAAGUUACAGAAAGACGAAGAGACAGAUAAAGAGACAGGAAAGAGACACAGAGGAAAAAAAGAACAUUCUCUUAGGCGAGAAAAAGAGAGUCUCUUAAAAGAGAGAAGUCAUAAACUGUUUGAAAAUGAAGAUGAAAAACGUAAAUCGAAGAGAUCUAAAGAGGGAUCUUCUCGUGGAGACAGGGAAAGGCGACCCCCAGAAACGAAUGAAAAAGUAAGAAGUGAAGAAAGUGAAAGAAAGAAGUAUGAUCUUGGGAGUAGGGAAUACAAAAAACAGGAGAGGAGUCAACAGGAAGAAAGGGAAACAAGCCAUCAGCACAUAAGGAAUGUAAAAGAUAAAGGAAAAAACAUUGGAAAGGAAAAAGAGGACAGAAGACAAGCGGAAAUAAAAGAUCCCCCCAGCUAUAGUUCAGAUACAGGGUUUGAUAACUUUUCAACAAAUUAUGAAGAUGAUUUUGAAGAUUAUGAGGAUGAUUUUGAUGAUAAUGAUGAAGAUGACAAUAGUAGUGAAGAAAUAGUUGAAAAAGAAAAAGUAAGAGAGAUUUUUGAUUCCAAAACAUCAGAAAUUGCAGAAAUUCAAAAAGCAAUUAAUGCAGAAAAUGAUAAAAUUUUUACUUCACCACCAAAGGAAAUGAAAAAUGAAGACAAACAACCAAUCAUGGAAACACAAUAUUCUUCUGCCAGAAGCUUUUUUUGUGGAAUAUUCAUGGAUUUUGGAAUGGCAAAUCAACGACAAAUUAGCCAAAGCAUGGCUAGUAAGCAAAAAAAACGGAGUUCGGAACUACUGCAACUGAUUGAUCUGGACUUUUCAGUUAGUUUUACAUUACUGGACUUGCCUCCUGUAAAUGAAUAUGACAUGUAUAUAAGGAAUUUUGGUAGAAUGAACACAAAACAGGCUUAUGUUCAGUAUAAUGAGGAUAAUAUUGAGAGAGACAUUCAGACUGAGGAAGUUGAGACACUAGAGAAAUGGACACAGCAUCCAGGAGAAAGUGCCAUUGUGUCUGGAGGUCCUAUAAAGAGCCAGGAGAUGCCAGUGAAUAGUAUUCAAACACCUAAAAUUGAUUCACAAAGACUAGCAAAUUUUCUCCGGUCUGCCUGCCAGGUGAUUGCUGUUUUGCUAGAGGAGGAUCGAGUUGCAACACAACCCAGGUGGAAACUAAGAUCUCGACAAACCAGUCUGUCUAUUAGUGACAGCUGUUUCCAGUUAAAUACUAACCAGCCAUUCCUUCAUGACCGCAAAAUAUCCUGUCUGUAUGUGUCUCAAGUUCAGAGGCAGAUGCUACUUUCUGCUCAUGGAUUACCUGAGAAGGCAGGUGCUACCCUGCUGGACAGAAAGAGCAUCAUUUGUGUCUGGAAUGUCUGGCAGCCGUCCAGUCCUCAGAAAGUUUUAAUAUGUGACUCGGAGGUACUAAGUUGUUGCAUUAGUCCCAGUAAAACAACCUUAGUGUUUGCUGGAACAACAGAUGGUUCGUUGCUGGUGUGGGAUCUUCGGGAAGACUCACGAAUGCACCUUCGUGUGACCUUCGGUGGAACUGAGUGGGCAUUUAGAGUUCCAACAUUUUCCACUGAUGGUGUUCUAAACUCGAUAAAUCACACCUCUCCUAUACUGGCCGUGGAACCUGUCUUAACCUCUCUCUACGCUGAGCAGAAUUACAGGCUCGCAAGCCUUUCUCAUCAGGAGGAAAUGUCAGACUGUCCAUGCCAGAUAGCUUCAAUGGAUGAAAAUGGAAUCCUCAAUAUGUGGGUAGUUGUUGAAUUACAAAAAGUUGAUUUAGCUGGUUCACAGACCGAUUUAGGUUUAAUUCCUGGAGGUAAAGUGAAGUUAGUACAUAGUUCUACUACAGAAUUGAGUAAGAGCCUUUUCCCAAAGGAUAUGUGCCAGAGAAUGCCACAAACACUGUCAAUUAAGUUUCUUUCUUCUAAUCCUAAUCAUUUCAUUGUUGGAACAAACAUUGGCCUGGUAGGCCAUGGUACAAGACACAAUUUAAAAGUUCCUCCAAAGCUCUUCAGACCCCAGCAGAGUGGACUAAGAUCAGUAAGCGUCAGCGCAAUGGAUUUCUCCCCGUUUGGACAGCCACUCUUUCUGGUUGGCUGUUCUGAUGGAAGUAUCAGAUUGCACCAAAUGACAUCAGAGUAUCCCCUCCUGCAGUGGAAUGACAGCACAAAUGGGCAGCCAGUUAUUGCUCUUCAAUGGGCUUUAACAAGACCUGCUGUGUUCUUUGUUCUGGAUGCAUCAUCUAAUAUUUAUAUUUGGGACCUUCUGGAAAACGAUUUGUUGCCUGUGGCGAAGCAGGCUAUUCCAUCAGAUAAUGUUGUGACUAUGGCUAUACUGGGAGAACCAGAAAAAACAACCGGUCUGCUGGGAAUUGCACUGGCCAAAGAGUCUGGACUGAUAGACAUUCAAUAUGUAAAGAAGAAGUGGGCAUUACCUCAGCCUGGGGAAUCUGAAAAGCUACAUCUGCUGCUCUUACAGUCCUUUUAGAAACAAAGCACUUGUCUGAGUGUACAGAUUAUUGCAAAAUAUUUAGAUGAUUCUGACUGUAAUUAAAAGUUUUGUAGUGUAAUUUUGUAUUUGUAUAUAACUUGCAUAUAUUUGAAAGACUAUUGGUACAGUAUUUCAGCUGAGAUUUAUUUUUGAUGAUUAAAAUGGCAGAACCUUAUUUAGCAAUACUGUGCUGAACUACAAUGAGCCGUACUUCAAUAUUGAAAGGAUUU
Messenger RNA from Nothoprocta perdicaria, 3332 nucleotides. It is a transcript of the gene DYNC2I1, whose product is annotated as WD repeat domain 60. Gene Ontology annotation, cellular component: cytoplasmic dynein complex. The coding region runs from base 1 to 3099 and encodes 1032 amino acids. Gene Ontology annotation, biological process: intraciliary transport. Gene Ontology annotation, molecular function: dynein light chain binding; dynein heavy chain binding. The record is from RefSeq and is a predicted model, not a curated record. Lineage: Eukaryota; Metazoa; Chordata; Aves; Tinamiformes; Tinamidae. The transcript is spliced from 24 exons.